AGUGCUGUCCACGGCGGUGAGGAGGUGAGGUUUGGAGGCUCCUCAAACACAACACAGAGAUCAUCAGAGCUCUACAUGACUUCAAUAUGAAGAGACACUAGUCCGCUAUCGGCUCCCUUCACCGUCAGCCUUCAGUACUUCUUCCACAUUUAGUUUUGAGUCUUUAUCAGUGAAGAGAAAACACAAGUGACUCUGCUUUCAGACUGCACUGAGGAGUCCCGGGCUGGGUUGAGUCUCCACGGUUCUCAUGGUGUGUUUAAGUGCAGCCCCGUGCUCUGAGCUCUUCAACAGUCAGUCAGACUCUCGUGUUCUCGUGACUACUAACACAACGAUAGAAAAUGGCAGAAGUAGCUCCAGCUCCAGCCCCCGCGGCGGCCAAAGCAGCGAAGAAGAAGGUGUCCAGGCCGAAGAAGGCUGGUCCCAGCGUCGGUGAGCUCAUCGUUAAAGCUGUGGCCGCAUCCAAGGAGCGGAGCGGCGUGUCUGCUGCCGCCGUGAAGAAGGCUCUGACCGCCGGAGGAUACGAUGUGGAGAAGAACAAGUCCCGCGUCAACACCACCAUCAAGAGCCUGGUGACUAGGGGGACUCUGGUCCAGACCAAGGGGACCGGGGCCUCAGGCUCCUAUAAGAUGAGCAAGACGGCUGUCGAGAAACCGGCAAAGAAAGCCGCUCCUACAGUCAAGAAGCCCGCAGCUAAGAAACCCGCAGCGGCCAAAAAGACCAAGACAGCGGCGGUAAAGAAACCAGCAGCAGCCGCUAAGAAAUCACCCAAGAAGGCAAAGAAACCCGCAGCGGCCAAAAAGACCAAAACAGCAGCCGCUAAGAAACCAGCAGCAGCUGCUAAGAAAUCACCCAAGAAGGCAAAGAAACCCUCAGCGGCCAAAGAGACCAAGACAGCGGCAGUAAAGAAACAUGUGUGUGUGAUGCAGCCAAUGGGUGAUGGGCUUAGUUUUAGCUGUAUGGCUGAUUGUAGGUAAAACAAAUAUCAGUGUUUUAUAAUCCAGUUGAAAGUAAGUGUGAGCAGCUGCAUCAGCUUGUUUAUCUGCGUGGAGGUUCAAGAUAGUGAGAGUCAAGAUUGAGCCGCAUAACAUGAUAAAUGUGCAGCAAAGCUUCACAUCCAUAGACAGAAACACACGGGUUAAGAAGCCUGCCAAAGACAGAAUGUAACCGUAAUACUUUGCACUGUUAAACCAGAUUUAUUUUCAUUUAGCUAAUGUAAAAUCAUAGUAACAAUAAAUACCUCAAUUCAUUAAAACAAAGGAUGUCAUAUGUUAAAAUAAAUUAAAUCAUAUGUAAAAGAGUGAAUGUUAUUCACAGGUUUCACACUCGAAUAUAGCAGUGUAAUGUGGGAAAACAACACCCAAAGAGAUGCAACUCUAAACCAGAUCCUUUAGAGCAGAGGUCUUCAACAGGGGGCCCGCGACCCCUAGGGGUCCGCGGAGGUACUGCAGGGGGGGUCGUGACA
Molecule: messenger RNA, 1462 nt
Organism: Anarrhichthys ocellatus (wolf-eel)
Lineage: Eukaryota; Metazoa; Chordata; Actinopteri; Perciformes; Anarhichadidae
Product: histone H1-like
Exons: 1
Coding region: 339-974 (211 amino acids)
Biological process (GO): nucleosome assembly
Cellular component (GO): nucleosome
Molecular function (GO): DNA binding; structural constituent of chromatin
Source: RefSeq, a predicted model, not a curated record